GGAGAGAAGAAGAAGCCUAAAUCUCCUUCCAACACAGGUAAGGAUGCCUGUCGAGAGAAUGCGGAUGCGCCCAUGGCUGGAAGAGCAAAUCAAUUCCAACACGAUACCAGGGCUGAAAUGGCUAAAUAAGGAGAAGAAGAUUUUUCAGAUUCCCUGGAUGCAUGCUGCAAGACAUGGGUGGGACGUUGAAAAAGAUGCUCCUUUAUUUAGAAACUGGGCAAUUCACACAGGAAAAUACCAGUCAGGAGUAGACAAGCCUGAUCCAAAAACAUGGAAGGCAAAUUUCCGCUGUGCUAUGAACUCCUUGCCUGACAUAGAAGAAGUGAAGGACAAGAGUAUAAAGAAAGGAAACAAUGCCUUCAGGGUGUACCGGAUGCUGCCACUGUCCGAGAGACCGUCCAAAAAAGGCAAAAAAACAAAGCCUGAGAAGGAUGACAAAUUCAAACAAAUUAAGCAAGAGCCAGUUGAAUCAUCUUUUGGGAUUAAUGGGCUCAAUGAUGUCACUUCUGACUAUUUCCUGUCCUCCAGUAUAAAAAAUGAAGUUGACAGUACAGUGAACAUUGUAGUUGUAGGACAGCCGCACUUUGAUGGCAGCAGCGAGGAGCAGAUGAUAGUUACCAACCCCCCUGAUGUUUGCCAGGUGGUAGAGGUGACAACAGAAAGUGAUGAACAACCCCUCAGCAUGAGCCAGCUCUACCCCCUACAGAUCUCCCCUGUCUCGUCCUAUGCAGAAAGUGAAACGACUGACAGCGUUCCAAGCGAUGAAGAAAACACAGAGGGACGACUUCAUUGGCAGAAGAAAAACAUUGAAGGCAAACAGUAUCUGAGCAAUCUGGGAAUGAGGAACACUUCUCAUAUGCUUCCCAGCAUGGCUACUUUUGUGGCCAACAAGCCUGACCUCCAGGUCACCAUCAAAGAAGAAAGCUGCCCACUGCCUUACAACAGCUCCUGGCCCCCUUUCCCAGACCUCCCCCUGUCACAAGUUGUGUCCACAGCCUCCACCAGCAGCAGCCGACCGGACCGCGAGACACGGGCCAGUGUCAUCAAGAAGACGUCAGACAUCACCCAGUCGAGAGUCAAGAGCUGCUAAGCCUUUGGCCGUGUGUUUUUUUAGCUUUGUUUGGUUUUGUAUUUUAUGUUUCUCUAGGAGAGGUUCAUCCCUUGACGCACAUUACACAAAUCUAAGGUGAAGCCUUGGCAAUACAGAACAUUGCUGUGUCCGACUCCGGUGCCGGAGUGUUUUAACUCAGGACUCCAGCCGUCAGUACGUACACCCAAACCCCGAUGGGCUUCCAAGGUUACAACGUAGGAAACAAAACAAGGACUUUGGCCCACUUGCAGGUUCCAGUGCUUCAUGAGAGGACCAACUGACCACAAGGGAAGUGGUGCUGCUGCGCUUCUUGCUGUCAAGGCUCUGAUGGAACUGAAAGCCUCAGAAUGGAAGAGAAAAUGUGAACUAGCUGGAAUAUUUUUAAAUAAAAAAAAAUCUAUUGUGAAUAUUGUACAUAGUGCAGUACUAGCAACGUUGCAGUCUGCUUCUGCACCUUAUUAAGAAAGCACUUACGAAAAGCCUUUUAUUACCUUGCUCUAAUUAAUGGCACAUUGAAGGUCCCUCCCCACCUGUGUUCUUUUCCAAGGCUAUUCUUGCUAAAGUGUCUUUAAAGAAUAGAGGAAAGGAAAAGAAGGCAGAACUUCCCAUGUGGAUUGCAUACAUUUUAAGACUGCUUUUCUCAUGUUUGUUUCUAAUCUGCUAUGCUUGAAUGCCGCGUGGUACAAUAGGAAGAAAAAAAAAACUAUUACAGAGAUAUUAUGCAAAUUCCCAGAUUUAAAAAAGAAGAAGAAAAAUACUCUAAUUCUAACCAGAGCAAGCUUUUUUAUUUUUUAUACAGGGGAAUAUUUUAUUCAAAGUAAAAUUCUAAAGUGAAUAUAAUUUUUUUUAAUCUUUUCUACAGCAAAUUUAUAAUUUUAAGAUUCAGUCCUUGGUUAUCAGCAGUUAUUACAUCCUUGUGGCACAUUUUUUUUUUAAUUUUGUAAAGGUGAAAUAGCUUUUAUGAGCUCAUGUAGCAAUCAGAUUAUCCUGUGGAUUGAUAAUAAAUAUGGUAUAUAGUUA
Messenger RNA from Nothoprocta perdicaria, 2110 nucleotides. RefSeq names its product interferon regulatory factor 2 (gene IRF2). Gene Ontology annotation, cellular component: nucleus. The transcript is spliced from 9 exons. Gene Ontology annotation, biological process: immune system process; regulation of transcription by RNA polymerase II. The coding region runs from base 44 to 1090 and encodes 348 amino acids. The record is from RefSeq and is a predicted model, not a curated record. Lineage: Eukaryota; Metazoa; Chordata; Aves; Tinamiformes; Tinamidae. Gene Ontology annotation, molecular function: RNA polymerase II cis-regulatory region sequence-specific DNA binding; DNA-binding transcription factor activity, RNA polymerase II-specific.